AAUUUCCAGCUCUCCCCAUUUUCCCUGUCCACUGUCCACUGCCUUGCCAAUUACUAUCUAGCUCUUUUUUUCUUUUUUCUUUUUUUUUCUUUUUACCUUUAGUUACCUCUCUCUUCGACUUUUCCUCCUUUUCCCUUCCUUUACUCUUCCCACCCCAGUAUUGCAACCCAAGAGGAGAGAGAAUAUUACUCAGGUAAUAAUUGUGCAGUAGUGCACGAAGCAUCUCGCGUUCUUGAGAGUGAGAGAGAGCUUGAGAUCGUCUGGUCCCCAGCCCCCCUCCUCAUUCCCUCUCUUCUAACCCCCUGUUCCCACUCAAAGUCCUUCCUUGUGUUAUCUUUUUCCGAAUCACUCCUUCAUCCUCCUUUUUUUCUAUUCUUUUUUUUUCUUCCCCUAUUCCUCAUUCCUUGACGCCGACUCCUCAUACCUUCACUCCUUUUUCCAUCUCUCCACCUAGCCUGCGUCACCCUGGCUUGACAAACCUCCACCGAGGAAUCAUUGAGCACGUCGCCGCCAUCAUGUCGCUCUUCGUCUGGAGCUCGAGGAGAGUGGGAGGGUUGGCCAUGCUAAUGACCUUGGCCCUCAGCUAUUGGGUUAUCACUAAGGAAGCAGCUGCAUCGCGAUAUGACUACAAGUAUAUGCAACACGUUCACCAAGAGUCAUUGACCAGGCCGCCGGCUCAUAUGCUUAUUCCAUCCACCGAAGGAGCUGGCUACUGGACCGUCAUUUUCACCUAUUAUGCCCUAUUAAUUCACUUCCUGGUUUUCGCUUUCCCCAUGCGUUCUUGCUGGGCUAUGUUCGAUAUCACUCGAGGCUUAAAGAAGGCUGCCCGAAGCAAGUCGCUGAAAGAUUUUAAGCUCUCCCACCGUCGCCGCGGGUCGUCUACUUCUCUCUCCAGCUCUGAGACAUUGACUUCCUCCAAGGAGGAUUCUUUGCCUUCCUCGGCUACUAGCAGCGAAGCUGGCGAUAUUGAAACCGAUUUUUACAACGACGGUGAUUCCGAACCUAAUAAUGUUAUUCAUGCUAUUGUUAUUCCCAAUUACAAGGAGGAGGUUGAUAGUCUGAGGGAAACACUGGAUGUCUUGGCAUCCCACCCCCAAGCUCGGAAUUCCUAUGAUAUCUAUCUUGCUAUGGAACAGCGCGAACACAAUGGCGAGCUCAAGGCUAUGAAUCUUAUCCAGGAAUUUGUCAAGAAGUUCCGCUCGAUCGACUUUACGCUCCAUCCGUCUGACAUCCCUGGCGAGUCGCCUGGAAAGGGUAGCAAUCUAGCAUGGGCUGCGCGCAAACUUAGUGAGAGAUAUCCUUCGCAAAUCAGGAAGGAUGUAAUUGUCACUGGAAUUGAUGCCGACAGCCAUCUGUCGCCUAAUUAUUUCGCUUUGCUUUCCAACAUGCACACUACGCACCAAGAGACCGCACCCACCACUCUGUACUCUGCCCCCAUCGUUUUCGAUCGCAAUGCCCACGCCGUUCCUGCUAUUGUGCGAGUGGCCGAUAUUCUAUGGGCUUGUGGUGGUCUAUCUGGCCUUUACAAUGGUUCCACUAUCGCUCCGCCUACCUCUGUUUACUCCGUUCCUCUUGUGUUGGCCGACCGCGUUGGAGGUUGGGACUGCGAUUCUGAAGCUAUUGGCGAGGAUCUACACAUGUACCUGAAGUGUUUCUUCGCCCUCAACGGAAAUUUGACCGUCCGAACUAUCAUGAGUCCCGUCAGUCAAAGCAAUGUCAAGGGCGACGGCGGUGUAGGAUACCACGGACUCUACAAUGAUAUGCGAGCUCGUUACAAGCAAGCGCUACGACACAUGUGGGGAGCUCUCGACAGCGGCUUUGCUAUUAGGAAAUUCGUGGAGCUUUGGCAAGAGCGAAAGCAUACUGCCAGAGCUUUCCGACCGCUCCACAUUGCCCUAAACAACCCCACCGACUCGUAUAUCACGCAGACUCAGCUUGACAUGAACCCCGAACAGACUCUCGAGAGCGCGAUCUUUUCUGAUGUUACCUCCGACACUCUAAAGGAACCUGAUUGGAAGCGAAUUGUCUUCUUAUUCCACCGACUUUUCGAAGCUCACUUCUUACCACUCCAGAUGACGAUCCUAGUCAUUGCUUCCACCUUGUACAUGUGGGUUACUGAUGGUAACGGAGAUCCUCAUGGACUUGGCUGGAUCUUUACUCUUUGCAACGUUUUACGAACCGCUGGCUUUAUGGAAGUCGUGUUAUUGAUGUUCUUAUAUGAGCGAUUCCACAAGAUCUGCGCCGCCACUCGCGAGAGGGAAAUGCACGAAGCUGGUCUCGCGAAGGGAAUGUGUUUCUCUCACCGUGAGAUUAAGAAGAACUACGUCGACUAUAUGAUGGCGCCCCUCGUCGCACCGUUGUAUGGUGCUAUUCCGACCGCCCAGGCUCAGAUCAUGCACUUCUUCACACUUGAUCUAGUAUACACAGUCAGCAAAAAGGUCACACGGCAACGGGCCAAAUCCAUAAUCGCCACUGUAAUGCCUUAACGACUGAGCUGUUUUUUGACUUCCUUAAUAUUCGUUCAGGCCGACUAUCGAGAUGGUCGGGUCUGCUACACCCUUUUUCGAUUCUCCAACCCGUUGAAGACCGGCGAAGUAACGUUUUCUGACUUUUUUUGAAAGAAGCUCCAAGGAGCGUGUGUAAAUAGAGGACAUGAUGUUGAUAUGCAUGGCAUCGGCAUUGGCAUUCUAGAUACGGGGACAGUUUUCAGGGCUCACGGAGUUCUAGGAGCACUACGCGGGAAUGAGAUGUUAUUCCUGCCGGCAUUCGUUUACGCGGCAAGAGAGCGGCCACGAAAAAAGAGCACAGCUCAAGACGGUCGAGAUCGACUCGUCGAAGUCGAGAGACGCAUUUGUCCGAUUGGGGGACGGGCUAGCCCAGCAAGGACGACGAUGAUACGGGUUCACGAUGGAGAGAAACUCGAAGUACCUAAUGCGCAAACCUAGCCCGGUAAUAUCUAAUAAUGAUGUACAUAAGACAAGAGCAGCCCUCCGACGAGGGUGGUGGAGAUGAGGAGCAGCUCGGCGAUUGAGAAUAGUUGUCAAGCAGUACUCUUGAAGCUUACAACAAUAAAUGAUAAAUCGUAUUGCUCUACAAUCAAUCAAAUAACGAGAACUAUUUUAUGAUACUGUG
Hypoxylon fragiforme is the source of this 3132-nucleotide messenger RNA. Its product is annotated as glycosyl transferase family group 2-domain-containing protein. The record is from RefSeq and is a predicted model, not a curated record. The transcript is spliced from 4 exons. NCBI's taxonomy places the organism in Eukaryota, Fungi, Ascomycota, Sordariomycetes, Xylariales, Hypoxylaceae. Bases 516 to 2486 code for a protein of 656 amino acids.